AUGUCCCAUGCUUGCAUGCAGUCAUUUUGGAACGCAGUUUUACCUGGACCACCUUCGAACCCCGCUCAGUCUCAGCACAACAACCAAGAUGAUAGUCGGCCCAGAUGGUUCUUUUGCUACUGGCGUCUCCUACUUCUUACUUUUAUCGCUCUGCUUCAAGUUUUUGCGUGGAUAGCCCUUGGCAUAUAUCACUUGGUCUCGGACCAGGACGACUUCCGAUCCGCAUUCUCUUCCAUCAUGAUCGGCGUGAUGUGGCUCUACAAUCUUCUGAAGCCCGCAGUUUGUCCGAGAUAUACCGCGUAUAUCGAUCUUUUUGUCCUUUAUACCAUUCUUCUCGGCUUCGGUGUCAUCCGUGUCGGGAUUUCCACCUACCUCUACUACAUUGGAGCUGCUUCUCUCACGAAUCUAGAAUGGAUCAGCAUGUCCCUCGAUCUCAUGGCGAUCACUGCAGGUCUGGGGUAUGUCCGGCGCUCACCCGAGGAUUACGCCAGUAUCUUUGAGUGGGCCACCUAUAGCUGGGUAUACCCUCUCAUCAAGCUUGGAAACACUAGGGAGAUGAGACCCGAAAAUGUUUGGGAUCUAACCCCCGCUAUGCAGUCCGAAGUCAUCUUUGCUAAAUUCAGGGACACCAAAGGCGAAACACUUGGCCGACGAUUGUGGGUCGCCAACUUCAAUGACCUAUGUCUUGACGUCUUCCUCACUAUGGUCACUGUUCAAAUUUUAUAUAUGAUUGAGAACCCUACCCGAGAAGGUCGCUCGAACGCCUAUGCACUGGCGUUGAUUGGAUUUGUCUGUACUGGGGAAGCUGAUGCCCAACAUCUUUUUUUCGGCAGACGUGCCUCAGUCCGUGUUAGCACUCAGCUCAUGAAUGCGAUAUAUGACAAGGCACUCAAGCGAACAGGUGUUACAAUGCAAGAGCCGGCAUUUGAGACUGGUCCUGCUGUGGCCUUGCCCGACUCCAAUCAUCCCAAACGAGAAGCGAGUGAUGGGAAGAUCGUCAGUUUGAUGGCGAUAGAUGCCAGCAAGGUUUCUGCGAUCGUUGCGAGCGCUUAUCUUCUUUACGGAGCGUAUGCAGGUCUUGUUGUUAUGCUUGGUGCCUGGGCACUUCAUAUUUGUAUCGCACAGCGGCAGGUUUGUUCCCGAAGAGAACUUUCGGCAUCCCGUGAUCGCCGUAUGUCGGUGCUCUAUGAGCUGAUCAAUGCCGUCCGGUUCAUCAAGUUCUUUUCAUUGGAAAAUCAUUGGAUUAAACGAGUCCAAGAUGGCCGAUGCGUGGAGAUGGAUUUGUUAGAGCGAUUCCGGAUGAAGUCUGUGCUGUCUGCCACAUAUCCGUCAUUCCCUUUGUUUGUUUAUGUCGACCAAGGUUAUCAAUUAACACCUUCGGUUGUGUUUACGGUAAGGCUAGAUAUACCUGUACAACCCCUAAAUGUCUUUCCCAAUUUUCUUGUGCAAGUUUUCGAGGCCCGUCUGUCUCUCGAGCGUAUUGAAGCGUUCCUCAGGGAGGAGGAAUUGUCUGAUCAUGUAUCUUCACCCAGCGGGUGUUCCGUAGAGACUGGCGAUACCAUUGCCAUCUGCAAGGGCCGCUUCAAGUGGAGGAAGGUUUCAAAUGAAACCAUAAAUCCAUCGCCAGAACCACAUGCCCUGCAACCGACUAACCGCUUCGAAUUAAGAGAUAUUAGCGUAUGUUUCCCCAAGGGCAAGCUAUCACUCGUUAAGGGACCCACAGGGUGUGGCAAGACUGCACUGCUGUUGGCGUUAUUGGGGCAAAUGACAAUGAUCGAGGGAAGACUGAUAAAGCCCAGGGAUAUGUCUAACGCGGGCGGAUCUCCUAAUUUAGCGGCAAUUUCGUAUGCUGCUCAGACUCCGUGGCUGCACAGUGGAACAAUCAAGGAGAACAUCUUGUUCGGAUCCCAAUAUGACGAAGGGAGGUAUGAUGAUGUUGUGGAGCGCUGUGCGUUGCGUCCCGAUCUUAACCAGUUGCCGGAGGGCGACCAAACACAAGUCGGUGAUAGGGGUGUGAACCUAUCAGGUGGACAGAAGGCUCGAAUUGCCCUGGCACGGGCAGUCUAUGCUCAAACCCAGUACGUUUUGCUGGAUGAUCCCUUCAGCGCGAUCGACACCCAGACAUCGCGCUAUCUGUACGAGCGACUGUUUUGUGGACCGCUUUUGGAAGGCCGUACGGUGAUCCUCGUUACUCAUUACGUUGAGCUUGUUCUACCGAAGGCAAACUAUAUGGUUUGCAUGCAAGAUGGUCAGAUCAUCACCCAGAGUUCUGUAGAGGAUCUAAGAAAAAAGACUCGUCUACCUGUCAAAACUCAUUCUGCACGAAAGGCUCAGGACGUCCGAAUACACCAACGAACAAGCGGUGAAAGUGCCAGGGUGCAGAUACCGGACGAGAGCCCUGGAGGUGUUGAGUUCUCCCCCUAUAAGACCUAUGGCCAAAAGUCACCUCGCUGGAUGCGGAUGACUUCCGUUAUUUUGGUCGUGAUGUCACAGGGUAUAGGUGUGGCUGAGAAACUUUGGAUACGGGAAUGGGGACAAGCUUAUGGUAAUAACCAGGUAGGCUCUUCGGUGUGGUACAAUUUGAGCAAGAGAGCCUUCCUCGAUCCAGUCAGCAACACCUGCCAACAGAUCUUAGGGUUCCUUCCCGACGCGAACCACCGCCCACUCUUCUAUGUCGUGAUUUAUGCACUAGUUGCUUUCAUCAUGACUGUUUUGAGCGUUUUGUCAAUCAUAUUGUUGUAUGCCGCGGCUCAAAAAGCAUCACGUUCGCUAUUUUCUCUCCUACUGGAAGGUGUCGUCCACGCAUCCCUACCCUGGCAUGAUACAACACCCAGAGGCAAGGAGCCCGCCCUAUUUCGAACGCAUGUCUCACAGUCAUUGCCUGCAGGUCAAAUUCUAGACCGCUUUAGCAAAGAUAUGCGGGCGAUUGACGUUAAUCUCGCUAAUGAUGUGGCUACCGUUAGCAGUGCUUCUGUCAACUUCGUUGCAGCUGCUAUCACUGUCCUGAAAUUGCUUCGAAUGGAAUCAACCUCACGGCCCCCUAUCUUUUCUGCUUUUGGGGAGCUUUUGGACGGUAUCGUGACUAUACAAGCGUUCAGAUCUACACAUCGCUUCCUGGAAGAAUACCAUCGGAAGGUGGAUGUUGCCAACAAGAUGUACUACAACUCCUGGAUGACAAACCGAUGGCUACUCUUUAAUUAUGAUGUUCUUGGGGCUUGCGCGGUGUUAGCGACCACGAUUCUCGCGUUAUCUGAGCGCGUCGAUGCAGGAACGGCUGGUCUCUGUAUGACUAGUGCAAUGCUUUUUACCCUGAGCAUGUAUCUCGUUUGCCGGUUUGGGGCGUCUCUCCAGCUUGAAUUAAAUGCUAUAGAGCGGGUGGCGGAAUACCUGAAUAUACCCAACGAUCCCCCAGCUGUCGAUCAAUCCAACAGAUCUCCGUAUCUGCCAUCCAACCUGUCUAUGCAGAAUCUCUUCGUCAAAUAUCCUUCGUGCUCAGAGCCCGUGCUUAAGGACGUCACGUUCACCUUGAAUGCACCUGAACGCAUUGCUAUUGUUGGGCGAACGGGAAGUGGGAGGUCCACGCUGAUAAACAGUAUGCUACGAUUCAUCAAUCCUGUGCGCGGUCGCGUCACGAUAGGCGGAAUUGAUAUUUCAGAGAUUGGUAUUCGUGAUCUGAGAUCUCGAAUAGACGCCGGGUUGUUUUCCGGGACACUACGGGAGAAUGUGGACCCGUUCCAUCAGUAUGAAGACGAUGACUGUCUCGAUGCCCUUUGUAGAGUUAACCACGCCUGGCACGGUUCCAUCACGUUGGAUACGCAAGUCGCUCCCGCUGGAGCCAACUUUUCGGUUGGCGAACGGCGACUCAUUCCUAUGGCCCGCGCCUUGCUUAGACGAGAUCCUAUCGUUAUCCUUGACGAGGCGACAAGUAGCGUCGACUUCGCUACCGACGCAGCAAUACAAGAAAUUCUUCGCAAAGAGUUUAGGAAAUCUCUGCUUAUUAAUGUCGCACAUAGGCUGAGCACAGUAGUUGACUACGAUCGUGUUAUCGUCUUGGAAGACGGACAGACUGGUGGCGUCUUCAGGGAGAUGUGUCUCAAUAGCGAAUCAUACGCUGAGAUAGAGGCCGCCAUCCUGAGAGAGAUGAAAGAGACCCGGGAAGCGCAGCAGUCGUGA
Molecule: messenger RNA, 4173 nt
Organism: Pisolithus orientalis
Lineage: Eukaryota; Fungi; Basidiomycota; Agaricomycetes; Boletales; Pisolithaceae
Product: multidrug resistance-associated ABC transporter
Exons: 27
Coding region: 1-4173 (1390 amino acids)
Biological process (GO): transmembrane transport
Cellular component (GO): membrane; fungal-type vacuole
Molecular function (GO): ATP hydrolysis activity; ABC-type peptide transporter activity; ATP binding
Source: RefSeq, a predicted model, not a curated record